This is a messenger RNA of Lethenteron reissneri (Far Eastern brook lamprey), 4689 nucleotides long. RefSeq names its product thioredoxin reductase 1, cytoplasmic-like. Gene Ontology annotation, biological process: cellular response to oxidative stress; cell redox homeostasis; glutathione metabolic process. NCBI's taxonomy places the organism in Eukaryota, Metazoa, Chordata, Hyperoartia, Petromyzontiformes, Petromyzontidae. Gene Ontology annotation, molecular function: glutathione-disulfide reductase (NADPH) activity; thioredoxin-disulfide reductase (NADPH) activity; flavin adenine dinucleotide binding. Gene Ontology annotation, cellular component: mitochondrion; cytosol. The record is from RefSeq and is a predicted model, not a curated record.
GUGCUCGCCGACGCGCGCGAGGCUUCUUAGGCAAGAGCGGCGCGGGGUUCCCGCCAGUAGCGCGAGGCGGAGACCCCAGUUGCAUCCGGGCCCCCUGUCACCAUCGACAACACAACAGGGCUCGCUGAUCCUGAGUAGGACCCACCAGGACCUACAGACGCCUUUACAGGAGAGCCACAGAGGAGCCACAGAGAGCCACAGAGAGCCACAGGGAGCCACAGAGAGCCACAGGGGAGCCAUGCCCCCCACGGGAGAAGCACGGGAGGCGGCCCGAACGCGGGUUCAAGGUCUUGUGGAGCGAGUCCCAGUGGUCUUGUUCAGCAAGAGCUUCUGUCCGUUCUGCGAAAAGGUGAAGGGGCUCUUCACAGAACUGAAGGUCUCUUACGAAGCCCUGGAGCUGGACCUCAUAGACGAUGGGCCUCUCAUCCAGGAGGUUUUGCUGGAGAUGACGGGACAGAAAACAGUGCCCAACGUGUUUGUCAACAAGACUCACGUGGGAGGCUGUGACAAGACGAUGCAGGCGUAUCAGAGCGGGCGACUCCAGCAACUGCUGGCGGUCUCCACGGCCCCCUCACCCGCACCACCGGUGGAGGACACGGACUCAGUGCACCACUCCUACGAAUACGACCUCAUUGUCAUCGGGGGGGGCUCCGGGGGGCUCGCUGCCUCCAAGGAGGCGGCCAAGCUCGGCAAGAAGGUGAUGGUGCUGGACUUUGUGCAGCCGACCCCGCUGGGCACAUCAUGGGGCCUGGGUGGCACGUGUGUGAACGUGGGCUGCAUCCCGAAGAAGCUGAUGCACCAGGCGGCUUUGCUAGGCCACGCGCUCUCCGACUCGCGCAAGUUUGGCUGGGAGUACGACCUGCAAGUGACUCACAACUGGAACACCAUGAAGGAAGCCAUCCAGAACUACAUUGGCUCGCUCAACUGGGGCUACCGCGUGGCACUGCGCGACCAUACCGUGAGCUACGUCAACGCAUUCGGAACCUUCACCGACGCCCACACUAUCAAGGCCACCAACAAGCGCGGCAAGGAAACCCAGCACACAGCCGAGACAUUCAUCCUCGCCAUGGGGGAACGACCGCGGUACCUGGGCAUCCCAGGAGACAAGGAGUUUUGCAUCACCAGCGACGACGUCUUCUCGCUACCGUACUGCCCUGGCAAGACACUGGUGGUGGGCGCCAGCUACGUGGCGCUGGAGUGCGCCGGCUUCUUGGCGGGGCUGGGGCUGGACGUGACUGUGAUGGUGCGCUCCAUCCUGCUGCGAGGAUUUGAUCAGCAGAUGGCCGAAUUGGCCGGAGACUACAUGGAGAAACACGGGGUCAAGUUCAUCCGCCAGUUCGUGCCCACCAAGGUUGAGCAACUUGAGGCCGGCACCCCCGGCCGCCUCAAGGUCCAUGCGAAGGCCACGGAGGGCUCGGAGCUGUACGAGGGCGAGUUCAACACGGUGCUGAUCGCCGUGGGGAGAGACGCCUGCACGUCCAACAUCGGGCUGGACGUGGUUGGGGUGAAGGUGGAUGAGAGGACGGGCAAGGUGCCGGUGAACGACGUGGAGCAGACGAACGUGCCGCACGUUUACGCAAUCGGCGACAUCCUGCAGGGCAAGCUGGAGCUCACGCCCAUCGCCAUCCAGGCUGGCCGGCUGCUGGCCCACCGGCUCUACGGGGGCGGCACCACCAAGUGUGACUAUGUGAACGUGUGCACCACCGUGUUCACACCCCUCGAGUACGGCUGCUGCGGCCUCUCAGAGGAGAGGGCCUUCGAAUUGCUGGGAGAAGACAACAUCGAGGUCUUCCACAGCAACUUCUGGCCGCUGGAGUGGACUGUGGCCGGUGGUGAUAACAACAGCUGCUACGCCAAGAUCCUCUGUAACAAGGCUGACAAGGACCGGGUGGUGGGGUUCCACGUGCUUGGCCCCAACGCCGGUGAGAUAACCCAGGGCUACGGUGUUGCCAUGAAGUGCGGCCUCACAAAGGCCCAGCUGGACGACACCAUCGGCAUCCACCCGACCUGCGCCGAGAUCUUCACCAUGCUCGCGGUGACCAAGCGCUCAGGGGCCGACAUUAAGCAGACCGGCUGCUGAGGUUAAGCCCGGCUGUCGUUACCGCUGCCCGGGCCCCUGCUCCACCACCGCAAGGCCACGCCGAAAGAAAUCCGCGGAAGCACGAGAGCUCGUUAAGUAAUUUACGAGCUCUGCAAGCGUUGCCGUGUGUCUGUGCAUAGUCACAACCUCGGCGGCGCUUCCUUUCGUGAAAUAUUAGCUUCCGUAGAUUUCUAUUCGUCGUGCAAGCCACAUUGUGGCCUCGAUGCUUUGCGAUCCGAUCCGAUUCCAUCUCCCGGCACUGUAGUGAAACGCACCACUGCUCUGUAAAACACUGCUGCAAAUAAGUGUAUUUAGUUUAACCAGGUGAGAACUCAAGAGACCAGGAUAGGAAUCUUAUUCGCAACCAAAGUAGUGAAAGCGAUAGCGUAAAAUGGAGUACAACGACGAAGGAUAUGGAUAUCGGGGCAAAGUCAAUGACGGGUUCCACAGAAAUGUAUGGGAGGAAGGAGAUCAUGAGGGUUGGGAUUAGAGUUGAGGUUAAGGAUAGAGUUGGGGAUAGUGUCGAGUGUAAGAUUAGAGUUGGGGUACAGGAUAGAGUUAGGGAUAGUGUUGUGUAAGUUUAUAGUUGGGGUACAGGAUAGAGUUGGGGAUAGUGUGUUGUGUAAGUUUAGAGUUGGGGUACAGGAUAGAGUUAGGGAUAGUGUUGUGUAAGUUUAUAGUUGGGGUACAGGAUAGAGUUAGGGGGAUAGUGUUGUGUAAGUUUAUAGUUGGGGUACAGGAUAGAGUUGGGGAUAGUGUGUUGUGUAAGUUUAGAGUUGGGGUACAGGAUAGAGUUGGGAUAGUUUGCGCCUAUUGGCAGCGGCCGUAUUUCUCAGAGCAGUGGGUGUUUUGCAACACAGCUCCCCGUUCCCUCUCUCUGCGUGAUAAGCACCCCCAAGUUGGAUGGUGCCACGUGGUAAGAGGGGAGGAGAUAGGGAGAAGGAUUGGGGAGGUAAUGGAGCAGAGGAGCCCGGGCAGCGGGCGACAGCUGGGUCACCUUGACCUCUCACCCCUGACCUGCAACCUUGAGGGGCGUCGAAAAUGCCCUCCAUGACGCUUUGGCCGUUUAACCUCUGACCUGAGGCCGGCCAGUGCAGAUGAAACUUAGGGAAGCGGGUCCAUCCCACAACCCCCCCCACACCCCCUCCAUGUCAGAAGGGUUGUCCUAUAUUUAUUUUGGUGGUGUGAUGAUGUGGCAUCACCGCAAGUUAACGCCCCCUCUGGCAGGCAGUGCGACCCUCGGCUGCCUCGUGCGUGUUUGCGCGCCCGUGUCUUUUGUGUGCAGUGGGUGUCGCACUGCGCUACGAACCCGGCCACUCAAGUUCGAUUCGCACUCGCAGCCAAUAUCAGUGACGAUUAUUUGAGCCGGUCCUGCGCCUCAUCUCGGUCGACUGCUUUAAAUGAAAGACCUGGUUGCGGUGUGUAAAUAUCACCACCGGGGAGACGAAAGUGCCGAGCGUGGUUCUGGCCACAGCAGCACCCCCUGCGUGUCGCGUUGACCUUCAUGGUUGCUACUCGCUAACUUUCCCCAGCCAGCCUGUGUGGGCUAAAUGGCGGAGGGUGGUGCGGUGGUGAGCGGGAUUUGUGUGAUGAGCAAUGAAUGUGAUGAACACGGGGGGCGGGCUCUGUCCCACCUCCCUGUGUCUGUCCCGUGUCGCUGGAGUCGCCACAAUGCCACAUCAGCCGUCCGAUCUCAUAUCAGUGACUCCGUGUCCCUCUUGUGCCACGUGUCUGCUGUCCCAGGUUCCCCUCUGUUUUCUGUCUCUGCUCUCGUGAAUCUCUGUCUCCAUGUCUCCGUCUCCUCGCUAUGCUCCCCUGUCUUUCGGUUUCCCAUAUUUUUGCUCCCCGUGUCUCUGUGCAGUGUCUACUCCCCACGUGUGUCUAGCUGCCGUCUCCAUCUCCUGUCUGUACUCCCUCAACUCCUCCAUCUCGCCUCCCUUCGCCCACCCCUCAAAUGACUGUGACCUCACCCAUCACUAUUUCUGGUUCACAAAUACACGGCCAGUGAAGUGAGCUGUGUCUUUUUCUCUACGGACCAACCUGGGUGAGACGUGCUUUUAUUUAGCCGAACCAUGAAGGAGCCUGUGGAUGCGAGUGGCGGUGCUGUGUGACGUGUGUGACGUGUGUGACGUGCGCACGUGUGGCACCGCAUCGAAAAAUAUCGCAGCAGACAAUCGGAGUCGAGUACCGGUUUUGGCUGUUCGUGGUGCACGAUGGGUGGGCGAGUGAUGGAUUUCUGCGUGACGUGAGCAUGCGAGUGAACGAGAGAGCGGAUUGCUUGAUGUUGGGGAUUGGUAUGGGGAUUGGUAUAGGGUUUGGGCAGAGCAUCAUUUCAUCCAGGUCUUUCUGGCACACCACGUCCAGUACACCGCUCGCUAUGGCUGUGGAUACUACUAGUUGGUGAGAAAUGAAUCCCUGUGGGAAUAGGGUCGGGUCCAUCACAGGAUUGCGAGAUGGCGGUGGCUUUGGGAGGCAUCCAUCCAGCAAUUGGGAGUGUGACCAUGGCUCAUGAUGAUGAUGAUGGAUUUAUUGUAUCGGUGUUUCUCGCGUUGAACCGCUGUCUGUACCCGACGUGAACAGAGACAAAAUAAAGAGCGAGUGAAAAAGGA